UCGAGCACCUGUCCAACGCAGCUCCAGCUACAGAACCAACAGGAAGACAAUCCCUCCCAAAACUCAACAAGAUGAAGGCCGCUCUCCUGCUCCUGGCCCUGUGCCUGACCUCCCUCUCUGAGGCGGUUGUGGUUAAAGAGGGAGAUUUUGUGUUCUCUCUGGAGUCGGUGAAGAAGCUUCAGGAUCUGGCUGAGAGCAGCAGGCUGUCCGACAGAGAGAACCCUCGCCUGUUGAGCACCAGCCUGGCAGCUGUCUGUACCAACCCAGACCUGCCAAUGGAAUUCCUGCCUCUGUGUAUGCAGCGAGGAGCAUCUGAUUCUCUCUUCAGACUAGCCUUCAUGCCCAUGGAUGUGUGCGAGAUCUGCGCUUUUGCUGCCUGCACAGGACCUACCACAGACCUGUCCUGCAACAACCUGAGACUCAGAGACUUCGCAAGCAGCCUGAGAAUGAGGUCAUUAAGGGUUUUCAUGCUGUUGACGUCUUGUAUCCUGUGGGGAAGUCUGGGUGUGGAGGUCAGGGAUGGAGACAGAAGCUACCCUCUGGAGGCAGUGAAGGUGCUGAAGGAGCUGAUGGAUGCAGACUGGAUCCUGAACCCCAACCUGGCUGAGACCAGCGCCUCGUCCCUCUGUGCCGACCCCGCCCUGCCUCAGUCCUUCCUGCCAGUGUGCCAGGGCAGAGGAGCAGCCCUGACCUUCUACCGGCUUGCAAUGCUCAUCACACCGCUUGAUCCUUGUGAAAUCUGUGCCAACCCAUCCUGCUUCGGAUGUGUGUUCGAGUGACAGGGUGACCGGAACUCUGUUACAAACAUCACCAUGGAGAAUCUACAAGGUGCCCAUCUUCCACUGUUAUAUUUACAACAACAACAAAACGUUUCCCUCACUCGCCUUUCUUUUCACCCAGCCACUAUUCUCUUUCCUCACCCUCCUCUUCCCUCACCCACUCAUCUUCCUUUACCCAGCCCUCCUACCAGCUUCCACACCCGUCAACCUCUCGCCCUCGUGUUCUUGUCGUUCAUCAUGAACUAUAUGGAACUGGAGUAAUUUUUAAGGUUGUUGUAUUGUUCUGUUUGACAUUUUAUACUAAUUUAUUAUCUGAAAAUGUUUCCUCAUGGUUUAUUAUUUUGCACUUUGUGGAACUGAAAAUAAAGAUAUGUUUGACUUUAA
This is a messenger RNA of Osmerus eperlanus (European smelt), 1163 nucleotides long. RefSeq names its product guanylin family protein. Gene Ontology annotation, cellular component: extracellular region. Gene Ontology annotation, molecular function: guanylate cyclase activator activity. The record is from RefSeq and is a predicted model, not a curated record. The coding region runs from base 72 to 779 and encodes 235 amino acids. The transcript has 6 exons. NCBI's taxonomy places the organism in Eukaryota, Metazoa, Chordata, Actinopteri, Osmeriformes, Osmeridae.